Messenger RNA from Rhagoletis zephyria (snowberry fruit fly), 620 nucleotides. RefSeq lists its product as uncharacterized. The record is from RefSeq and is a predicted model, not a curated record. Lineage: Eukaryota; Metazoa; Arthropoda; Insecta; Diptera; Tephritidae.
GUGGUCUUGAAACAAUGAUAGGUAUGACUAAAAUGCCAACCAAAACUGCUUGCAUACCUGUUUUGGAAGGCACCCAUACACCAAUAUGCAGUUGGAAUUAAAAUCAUAUCUGCUCCUAUGCCUAAAAUAUUGUCAAAUGAAAAUUUGGAAAAAAUUUAACUGCAAUUGUUAGUAUUUCUUGUUCAACAGAGUAUUCUAAAGUUAUCGUUUUGUAUAUUAGUGUAAAAGAAAAACAGAUAGUAUUUUUCUCGAUGAUAAUAUUUCUGGUGUAAGCUAUUUGAUUGAACAUCAUGUCUUCUAUAAGUCAUCCGCAACAUAAGUGUAAUCACGAAGAGAACAGAUUUAAAGUGUGCGCGCCUUGUGGGAGAAAGAUUAAAUUCGGAUCGUCAAAACCUUCAGAAUUUAAUAUAACCGGAAAAUUGGCAUUUGUGGUACAUGUCGUAGGGUUCUCUGUGACCGAGAUAUGGAUAUACCAAAUGCAACGCGGCCUCUUCCAAACAUGCCUAACUAUGAAGAUUCGACAAAAGAAACAAGAACAAGUUCAUGCUCUUGUUAUAUCUGGCUCACUGCUCGGGCAACCAGCCAUCCAAAAGUUAUACAAGGGAGAGCACAUACCUUAA